UUCACCGGGCAACCUCUAAAUAUAAGCGUCGCCGCUGUCCACUAAACGUUCUCUCUGCUCCGGUAUUUUUAGGGGACUUUUGGGGAUUUCCGUCUCUUUUGGUUUCGUUUUUAUUUUUCACGCGCUGCACAGAGUGGGCUUCCGUACAGAGCAGCACGAAGACCAGGGAAACCAAACUCCAUCAGCCAUGGCCGCCAUCAGCAGCUCAAACACACUUUUUGCCUUGGAGCUGCUCCGCACUCUGAGCCAAGCAAACCCCACCGGGAAUAUCUUUGUCUCCCCGCUGAGCAUCAGCUCGGCUCUGGCUAUGGUCUACCUGGGAGCCAGAGGAAACACUGCUGCUCAGAUGGCACAAGCCCUGUCAUUCAGCUCAGGUGAAGGUGUCCAUGCAGACUUCGAGACACUAAACGCGGACAUCAACUCACCAUCGGCCUCAUACAUCCUGAAAAUAGCCAAUCGUCUUUAUGGAGAGAAUACUGCCAACUUCCUCAACGAAUUCCUCAAAGCUACGCAGAAGUACUACCAGGCAGACCUGAAGGCCGUAGAUUUCAUGGGGAAUCCAGAGGUGUGCCGAGGGGAGAUCAACAGCUGGGUCGAGGAGCAGACAGAAAAUAAGAUAAAAGAUCUGCUGAAGCCAGGAUCAGUCAGUACAAUGACAAGACUGGCUCUGGUCAAUGCUAUCUACUUCAAAGGAAACUGGAUGAACCGCUUUGAUAAAGCAAACACCAAGGAGAUGCCCUUCAAAGUCAACCAGAAUGAGACCAAGUCAGUGGAGAUGAUGUUCCAGGUGAAGAAGCUGCCCUACAACUACAUCCCCGACCACGGUCUGCAGAUCCUGGAGCUGCCGUACGUGGGAGAGGAGCUCAGCAUGUUCAUCCUGUUGCCUGAAGAGUCCACAGACGGCACUGACCCCCUGCUGAAGCUGGAGAAUGAGCUAACGCAGGAGAGACUGGAUGAAUGGACCAACAGGGAGAACAUGGACGUCCAUUCAGAAGUCCUUGUUCACCUACCAAAGUUCAAGCUGGAGGAAGACUACGAGCUGAACGAGCCUCUGGCUAAACUGGGCAUGACGGACGUGUUCUGCGCAGCAAAGGCCGACCUGUCUGGCAUGAACGGCAAAGCAGGACUCUUCCUGUCUACGGUGGCCCACAAGGCCUUUGUGGAGGUGAACGAAGAGGGCACGGAGGCGGCUGCCGCCACAGCCGGCAUGGUGGCGUUCUGUAUGUUAAGGGAGGAACACUUCACAGCAGACCACCCCUUCCUCUUCUUCAUCAGGCACAAUAAGACCAAAUCCAUCCUCUUCCUCGGCAGGUUCUCGUCUCCGCAAUAGACAGAGCCGGCGGAGGAAGAUGUUGGGUCGCUUCAAAUACAAAAUAUUUUCUGUGAUGUUUUGCUAAUGAAAGGACUCUAUUUUUGCCUGCUUUUGCACUGAAAUCUUAGAUAGGUAUUCAUUAGUGAAGAGGUUGGAGUAUUAUUGAUUCAAUUAAUGGUUUGUAAUUUAAAUAUUAGUAUUGGAAUGACUCAAUCAGCUGCUUAUAUAACACUUUGACUCUGUACGUAAAAAAUACAGAAAUGGAUGUUUGGCUUUUAAAUUGUUAAAAUAGAGACCAUUGCUGCAUUAGACAGUAGGUCCAGUGGAAUAUUUUCACAACAAGGUCUGAGGAUUAUCCACUCUGAUGAAAAACAAGUUGUUGUUGAGCUUUUGAAAAGCCAUUGUCACUGUGUAAAGCACCAACAAAGAAAAUUCCUUUCACCUCUGUUUAAGUGCGUGCUAAGUCCAUGCUUUGUGUUUUGACUAACAGAAUUUUGACUUUUGAACUGAAACUGAAAUAAUAAUAAUAAUUCAAGAAAAAAGAAAACGAAAGAAAAAUGAAUGGUGAUGAACAAGUGAACCAGUAUCUGUUAUUGCUUUGAUAGUAAAUCUAUAGAAGCCAUGUUUUAGUGAAAUGUGUACACACAGUUUUUACUCCUUUUACGGUUAUUUGUUUAAGGCUGUUGCGUAACUCCACCAGGCUGUGAAAGACCACUCUGAAACCCAGAAGUCAAACAUUCAAGUGACACCUGUAAUACUGUAAAGUUCAGAAAAAGUUGUGACAAAGCAUUCCAGCUAAAAAAAAACAUGCAAAGUCAACAGCAAAUGAAUCAUAAACACACCUGGUAACCUCUCAGUGA
This is a messenger RNA of Toxotes jaculatrix (banded archerfish), 2172 nucleotides long. RefSeq names its product serpin peptidase inhibitor, clade B (ovalbumin), member 1 (gene serpinb1). Gene Ontology annotation, molecular function: serine-type endopeptidase inhibitor activity. The coding region runs from base 188 to 1330 and encodes 380 amino acids. Gene Ontology annotation, biological process: negative regulation of endopeptidase activity. The record is from RefSeq and is a predicted model, not a curated record. The transcript is spliced from 7 exons. NCBI's taxonomy places the organism in Eukaryota, Metazoa, Chordata, Actinopteri, Toxotidae.